AAUUUAUCGUCGUCACCGGUCGUCACUAUCUGCCGCUUAUCACGUAUAUAUUUUCUAUUUUAUGCUCAGUUUCAUUCAGUCAGUCGUUUGAGUUGUAUUGAGCAAGUCUUAAGCUUAUUUUUUCGUGCCGGUUGGUUUUGUUAAAAGUUGGUGUAAAAUAACAGAAAUGGCAACAGAUGUGAGUUCAUCACCCAUGCCGCAGCUGCAGUCCGUGCAGAAGGCUAUGGCUCUGCCCACAGUUGGAGCAGCUGUAGGUCAAGUCGGAGCAUUCUACACUAAAGUUAAAGGAGCCCACUCCUUACUAGAAUGGGCACUCUCCACGGCUGAGGCCGGCGUGGUCCGCGCGGCCAACACAGCGGCGCCCUACGUGGCUGCUCCCCUCGCCGCUGGGGACGCCAGGGUCGCCGCCGUUUUGGAUGAACUCGAGCGCCGCGUGCCACUUGUCGCUGAACCUCCCAAAGUCAUCGUGGAGACCACCAGACAAGCAGUUAUGUCUAGAAUCUCACCCCAUGUCAACAAGGUAUACACAGCCCGCGAGGCAGCAGAGCAGCGUGUGCACUCGCUCAAGGAGCUCUCCUGGGCCAAGGCCAACGCGCUCCUGUCCACAGCGUACGGCCAGAAGGCUGUGCACAGCGUCGACAUGGGCGCCACAUACGCCAUGCAGCUGCUGGACCACUACCUGCCUCCCGUGGGACCGCAGGAGGAGCCCGGCAACGAACUUGUAGCGGCGAGCAGCGAGCCGGCGCUGCACACCGCGCAGACGGUGGGCCGCCUCACCGCCGUGGCCGCGCGCCGCGUCUGGGCCAACCUCGCCUACAAAGUCAACGAGCUCAGGAACUCUGGUGUGGAGCUGGACGUCCGCCGUUACAUCACGGCGCUGCUGGCGGCGCUGCACCUGGCCAACGUGACGAGCCAGCAGCAGCAGCAGGAGCAGGAGCAGACGGGCGCGCCCCCGCAGGCCGCCGCCGAGCCCGCGCCCGCGCCCCCCGCGCCCUCCAAGCACGCGCCCGCCUCCGCGCCCACCACCGCCACGCAACUCAAAACUACCCCCGAGUUCAAGUCCACAGAAACGUCUAACUAACUUUUUCAUUUCUUUAAUUAUAUAACGUAAAUUUUAUUUUAUUAUUAAUUUACAAACAGGAUCCUAUUUGAGCAGAAUGCAUUUAGCUUGUGCAUCUGGCCUUGCUUUGAGAUAUGAAUUGAGGUCGGCAAACAAUAACCGCGCAAGCCGGGCCGGCGCCUGCGCACUGGCGCGCUAGUAGCGACCUGUUUGUUUAGAGCUAAGUUAUUUAGCCACAAUGCUGGUAUACAGGCUGUACCCUCAUUGUUAUGGCGCAUUUAAUUAAGUGAAAUCAUUUAAUGUAUUUCUAUUUAUCAAAGACUGUCAAUAUGUCUUCAAUUUUUAAAUAUUUAUCGCUUUUAUAUGGCAUAUUGUAAUGAUCUAUUUUAUAUUGUAGUGAUUUUGAAUCGUAUAUCAAAUAAAAGGAAUUUUAUAUUAAAAUAAAA
Molecule: messenger RNA, 1506 nt
Organism: Trichoplusia ni (cabbage looper)
Lineage: Eukaryota; Metazoa; Arthropoda; Insecta; Lepidoptera; Noctuidae
Gene: Lsd-2
Product: lipid storage droplets surface-binding protein 2
Exons: 6
Coding region: 167-1081 (304 amino acids)
Biological process (GO): lipid storage; positive regulation of triglyceride storage
Cellular component (GO): cytosol; lipid droplet
Source: RefSeq, a predicted model, not a curated record